This is a messenger RNA of Tetranychus urticae (two-spotted spider mite), 759 nucleotides long. RefSeq lists its product as uncharacterized. The record is from RefSeq and is a predicted model, not a curated record. NCBI's taxonomy places the organism in Eukaryota, Metazoa, Arthropoda, Arachnida, Trombidiformes, Tetranychidae.
AUGUUUUUACUAUCGAUCGAUCAUGCAUGGUCUCAUGGACGUCUAAUUGACCCUCCAGGUCGGUCAACAGCUUGGAGAUUUGGAUUUUCAACACCAAUCAAUUACAACGAUAAUCAACUGUUUUGUGGAGGUUUUCGAGUUCAAUAUAAUUUGAAUUCCGGUAAAUGUGGUAUUUGUGGUGAUCCAUACAAUGGUUUAAGACUGAACGAGCUUCCCAAUGGACGUUAUGCCCGAUCCCUUGUAAUUACACGGAAAUAUAAGGUUGGGUCUGUGAUUAAAGCUUCUGUCCAACUAACGGCUAAUCAUAGAGGCUACUUUAUAUUCAAAUUGUGUCCAGCUACUAGUAAAGAUCGGGAAGUGUCCCAGGAUUGCCUUGAUUCUUAUCCAUUACAAGUAAUCAACUCAUCUUCACCUCAUCGCUAUUAUGUUUCUGAUAGGGAUUCCAGGAUUUUCAAUGUUACAUUAAAGCUUCCUUCUAAUCUUACCUGUCAACGGUGUGUUUUACAGUGGACAUAUGUCACUGGAAAUAAUUGGGGACGAUGUGAAGGUAGUAGAUUAUUCAGAGUUGGUUGUGGUCCACAAGAAACCUUCAGAGCUUGUGCUGAUGUUACAAUUAAAGGAAACCUUGUGAACAACAAUGUCACCUCUACCACAAAAUCACCCAUAAUUAAUGUUUUAACUUCUUCAAAGCUGAAACCCAAAUUGAAAGACUUGGAACCAAUAGUUAAUCAAACGACAACAACCUCGUCAUCUGUAUAA